GUCUCAUCACUUCCGUUUCGCCUACAUCAUUUCCGUUACGGGUGGCGGGAGCUAUCAUGGCGACCGCCGCGAUGGUGAAGCCGACUAAAGAGCGUCUACUGAAUGUUUUGGACGAUUUGGAGGUUUUGUCUCGGGAGCUGAUCGAGAUGUUGGCUCUGUCCCGGAGUCAGAAACUCCCACAGCCCGGCGAAGACACUCAGAUCCUGGAGCUGCUGGUGCAGCGCGACCGCGAGUUCCAGGACCUGAUGGAGGUGGCCCAGCGGCAGGGCAAGGUGCACCAAGAGAUGCAGCAGCUGGAGAAGGAGGUGGAGAAGCGAGACAGCGACAUCCAGCAGCUGCAGAAGCAGCUCAAGGAGGCUGAGCACAUCCUGGCGACCGCCGUUUACCAAGCCAAGGAGAAGCUCAAAUCCAUCGAGCGUGCCAAGAAAGGAAGCAUAUCGUCCGAGGAGCUCAUCAAGUAUGCGCACAGGAUCAGCGCCAGCAACGCUGUGUGUGCGCCGCUCAACUGGCUCCCAGGCGACCCGCGGCGGCCGUACCCCACAGACCUGGAGAUGCGCAGCGGCGUACUGGGCCACAUGGCCAACCUGCCCACCAACGGCGUCAACGGACACCUGCCGGGCGACGCCCUCGCCGCCGGGAGGUUGCCAGACGUGCUGACGCCGCAUUACCCCUGGCAGUCGACGGAGUCGUCGGCCGGCAUGCUGCCGCCGCACAACGCCGGUGACUUUGGCCUCGAGCCGCCGGGGCACAACAAGGAGAACGAGGACGACGUGGAGGCCAUGUCCACGGACUCCUCCAGCAGCAGCAGCGACUCGGACUGAAAGACCUGUGUGUGUGUGCGUGUGUGUGUGUGUGUGCGUGCGCGCGUGCGUGCGUCAUGUUCUUAUUCAUGUUUGUAAAUAAAACGUUUUGAGUGGGACUGUGCCAUUUGUCUGCAGUUUAGUGUUUUGUACAGGAGUUUAUUUUGUGAUUUAUAAAUAAAAGAAUGGGCUUUGUCAGUCAACUGAA
This is a messenger RNA of Syngnathus acus (greater pipefish), 1008 nucleotides long. RefSeq names its product mediator complex subunit 4 (gene med4). Gene Ontology annotation, biological process: regulation of transcription by RNA polymerase II. NCBI's taxonomy places the organism in Eukaryota, Metazoa, Chordata, Actinopteri, Syngnathiformes, Syngnathidae. The record is from RefSeq and is a predicted model, not a curated record. Gene Ontology annotation, cellular component: mediator complex; core mediator complex. The coding region runs from base 57 to 821 and encodes 254 amino acids. Gene Ontology annotation, molecular function: transcription coregulator activity. The transcript is spliced from 7 exons.